Messenger RNA from Aspergillus aculeatinus CBS 121060, 516 nucleotides. RefSeq names its product GFA family protein. Lineage: Eukaryota; Fungi; Ascomycota; Eurotiomycetes; Eurotiales; Aspergillaceae. Bases 1 to 516 code for a protein of 171 amino acids. The record is from RefSeq and is a predicted model, not a curated record. The transcript has 2 exons. Gene Ontology annotation, molecular function: carbon-sulfur lyase activity.
AUGGACGCAUCAACUACUGGCGAAGCCAAAUCGCGCUUCCCAAUUGUCGGAAGUGAUGGGUGGUCCACCGCGGACGAAGCAACCGCAACCUGCUUCUGCGGCGCCGUGCAAUUGUCUUUUCCAACCCACGGUCCCGGAUUCGUGGUCUCCUUCAUCUGCAACUGCACCGACUGCCACAAAAUCACGGCCUCGAUGCAUUCGACCGGCUUCAUCGUCCACGACACCCACCUGAAACAUCUGCGCGGGCAGGCGGUCCUGAAGACAUACACGCAGCCCAAAUCCCCCGGGAGCGAGACGACGGUGACCAACCACUUUUGUUCCACGUGCGGAUCGCUCAUGUAUCGCGUCAGUGCGGCUCAUCCGGGCAUGAGUGCGCUACGGGUUGGGACGGUGGACGAUUUUUCUUUGCAUGAAACGAGGUUGCGGCCGACGGUGGAGUUGUUUACCAAGGACCGCGUAGCGUGGAAGCCUCCCACCGCUGGGGUGGAGCAGUUUGUGGCCGAUGGGUUGCAUUAG